Messenger RNA from Tricharina praecox, 683 nucleotides. RefSeq names its product distribution and morphology protein 35. The record is from RefSeq and is a predicted model, not a curated record. The coding region runs from base 160 to 402 and encodes 80 amino acids. NCBI's taxonomy places the organism in Eukaryota, Fungi, Ascomycota, Pezizomycetes, Pezizales, Pyronemataceae. The transcript is spliced from 3 exons.
AAUCGUCCAUCUUUCUCCACAGUUAGCCAUCAUACGACAUCGAAACACCACACCACCGUUCACCACCGCCGCCACCACCACCACCACCAGCACACACUACACCUCCAGCACCAGCACGGGAUAUAAAGAAACUCCACAGGAGAAGCAGAAGAAGAAAAGAUGUCGGCAUCACUCGCGCCCGAAUGCUCCGAGCGAAAGGAGCGCUACGAUACGUGCUUCAUCAACUGGUAUUCGGAAAAGUACCUACGCGGCUCGACCGAGCCCUCAAAGGAAUGCGAAGAGCUGUUCAAGGAAUACAAGACGUGUCUCAACAAGGCGCUUAAGGAGAAGGGAAUCUACAACAUGAUUGAGGACGCGAGGAAAACUAGCCCCAAUGGGGGUGGUGGGGGUGUGAGGGCGUAGUGAGACGGGCGGGACGGGCACGCGGCGUAUGGGAGUUUGCUUUACGAUGCUUUUGGGGGAUAUACAUACACGGGCAUUUGGGGGGAGUAAUGCGGGGGGAUGGUGAACGGACGGUGAACGGGGACGCGGACGGGGACGGCGGACGCGGACGGGGACGGCCAUGGUCAUGGUCAUGGUCAUGGUCAUGGCUAGUAUAUAAACGUAUAUUCUCUUCUCAAAUCGUCGUCCCAAGUCCUAGUGUACCUAUGCGUGACACGGUCCGUCCCGGUUUCGGUGCCGAC